Messenger RNA from Penaeus vannamei (Pacific white shrimp), 6805 nucleotides. The record is from RefSeq and is a predicted model, not a curated record. NCBI's taxonomy places the organism in Eukaryota, Metazoa, Arthropoda, Malacostraca, Decapoda, Penaeidae.
CCCGCGAUCCCCUGCCGUCUCCCUCCGCCUCAAUUGACCUCCUCCUCGACGACUGACCUGCAAUAUUGGCAACAAUGGCUGCCCAUCAGCUGGUCGCCACCUUGAUCUUCCGUCUGCUGCUGCCUCUCGUCCUGGGAAUAUGUGCUGCCCUUCGCUUCAGCCUCAUGUCCCUGGCCUACCUGCUGUUGGUGCUGGCCAUUCCGCUGCUCCCCGCGCCCACCAUACACACCAUGAGAGGUCACACCGGGCGCUACCUGAAAGCAGUGGCGGGGAUAAGCGUGGUCAACUUCCUUCUGCAGUUCACCUUCCAGAUCGUCCUGCUGAGCCUGCCUCCCUACGCCUAUUUCUUGGAGGAAUGCAGUUUCCUGGAGGAGCUCAUGCGGCACCUGGGCUUCGUGCGUCUCGACGGCAUCAGCGAAGUGGACGGCACGAGGUGGCUCCUCCCCGAGUGCAUCCUGCUGGUCUUCUCCCCCACCGUGUACUUCGCCUGCCUCAAGCUCACCGCCCACGCGAGCCCGGAUUUCCACCUGCCCGCCCACAACGCGUCCAACACCCAGAAGAACUUGGGGCUGCGGAUCCUCAAUGCUGUGGGGGCGGGGGUGAUGGUGCCAUCUGUUACCAGCUCCGUCUACUUUAUAGUGUUUAUGGCGAGCGCUACCUACUGGAGCUUAAACAACUCCCUUGGACGUCGGUUCGGGUACGUGUGUCGAGGAGUGAUGGUGUACUCCGGGGUGCACGUGGUGUUCCUGUACAUCUACCAGGCGCAGUGGAUACAAGAGCACAUACCCCCGGAUUCUCUGGGUGCCAGGGUCACGGGGCUCACGGCGGUGGUACAGACGAACUGCACUGACCCGCGCUCGGCCCAGGUCACGACGGACGAGUGGUCAAAGUUCGUGAACCCGAUCCUGCUUCUGCUCAUGUACUUCGUGCUCGCCUUCGAGUCCCAGUUCCUGCUCUCGAACAAGGAGAAGACCGAUAAGGUGGACUACCUCGCCCCUUACACUCCACACCACGACGGAGGCGCUGUAGGUGGAGCUCCGGACGACCUGGGGAGCGGAGGAGGAGGCGAUGGAAGAGACAGAGAAGGAGGAGGAGGAGGAGGAGGACCAGGAGGAGGAGAAGGAGGAGGCGAGGAAGAAAACUCCCUCCAGAGGCUGAUCGCUCCUUUAGUCAGUGUGUUCCAGCUGGUGAUCAGGUCCUCCUACAUCGCCACGAAUAUUGUCAUGAUGGCGUGGAGCAUCACAUACCACAGCUGGCUGACCUUCGUGCUGCUGCUGUGGGCGUGUGUGCUGUGGAUGAUCCCCAACCAGCGGGCGGCGAUGCUGAGGUGCUCGCCCUUCCUCGUCGUGUAUGCUGAGCUGCUGUUGCUCCUGCAGUACAUCUAUUGCAUGGACCUCACGGACUCCGAGCUUCCGAGUGAGAUGGAGACCGUGAACCUCAGUCAGAUCGGACUCGUCAAGGUCCCUUACCUGGCCUGCAAGCCUCUCCUGGUCAAGGUCCUGUACACUUGCAUGUUUUGGAUCACCCUUCGCCAAUAUGUCCAAGAGGUCAUCGAGUCCACGAAGAGGGAGAUGUCGACGGCCGCGGCGCUGCAACCCUUCACCGUGGCUGUUAGUACGACCAACACGGGGCAGCCGGUAACUACUCUCAUCACGUCGUCACAGGACGAGCCAACGACCUCCCCCGUGAUGGAGCGUCUCGGCCAGUGGCUCCGGGGCCUCCUGGUCAAGUUCUGGAUCUGGGUCGUGGCCAUCAUGCUCUUCGUCUUCGGGAUCCAGGGCUCGCAGGUCGUCAUCUUCAGGAUCAUGUACAUGGUGCUGUUCCUCAUCUUCACGAUCACGUUCCAGCUCUCGUACUCAGCCUGGCGCAACUUCCUCUACGGAUUCUGGCUGACGGUGAUCAUAUACCAGAUGUUCGUCUUGGUGCUCACCUACACGUACCAGUUCGACAACUUCCCGACCUACUGGGAGAACUACACCGGCAUCCCCAAACAGCUGCAGAAUGACAUGGGGUUGGAGGUGUACGACACAGGCCGUCUGUUCAUCAAACUCAUGACACCCACUUUCUUCGUCAUCGUCACCAUCAUCCAAGUGCAUUAUUUCCACAAAGAUUUCCUCGCCCUUUCGGAUAUUGAAAAGAUCCCCGACCAACCCGCGCCGAAGGACACACAGAAGACGGACGCCAAAGUCCCCAUGCCCAACCGACCUGACCUCCUGGAGUCAUGCACGCUGGACGAUGUCAAAGCUCUGGUCGAGUACUACGGGUCUGAUAGGUCCUCGCCCGCAUCCAGACGACCCUGGCGGACGCGAUGGAGCUCGGCUGGAGGUUCCUCGAUUUAUGAAUCAAUCUUAAUAUACAACCUCCUUUACAACAACCAGAAUUCACAUGACCCAUACCCACGUGGAAGGGUGUGCGCUCUCCACUGGGCCUUCGCGGUGUUGGCAACAGUGGCGGUGCCCUGUCCGGAGAGGAUCCAAACCUACAUCUGCAGGACGUGUGUGGCCCUCUCCUCCCUCCUCCUCAUCGUCAGGAUGAUCUAUCAGAUCAAUUAUAUCGAUCCUGAAGGGUGGGCGGCGAACUGCACGGACUACGAGAACUCGACGUGGCCCAAGGCGAACGAGACCGCCAACAACGCCGUCUGGCUCGGGCUCUCCAAGGUGCCCAGCUUGCCCAAGUACCUCAAGGGAUAUAUUGGUAUCAUCGUCGUCAUCACAGUCCAGGCAGUGGUGCGCAUCAGGCAGCAGUACCAACGGCAGCUGACAGGGUUGCCGCCGCCACCCCCUGGCGUCUUGUUCCCCAACGUGACGCGGGCGGUGGCUGACGAUGGCAUCCCCGAGUGCGCUAAGUUCCUGCUAAAUUAUGGGUUUUAUAAGUUCGGCGUUGAGAUAUGCCUCAUGAGCCUCGUCGGGGUCAUUGGCACUCGCCUGGACGUGUACUCGCUCUUCUACGCCGGCUGGCUCUGCUACUUCUUCAACAGGCAGAGGAAGGACAUCGCCCGAGUGUGGAAGGGCUUCGUGAUCUCUAUUACCGUGCUUAUUCCCCUGCAGUAUCUGAUGUGCGUUGGCAUCCCCCCCGCGCUGUGCAUCGACUACCCUUGGUUCGAAGUCAUGGACCCCGAGCUGAGAGAGUGGCUUUUCUUCCCAGAUUUCGUCAAGCCUCCGGAGUCUUAUAAGAUUGUCACUGACUUCUGCCUGCUGGUGUUCGCCGUGUGCCAGCAGCGCGUCUUCGAGAUCGAGUUCGGACCCGGCGCCGAGGAGUACGAGGGAGGCAGCAACAAGGAGAUCGUCUAUGAGGACCCCGCCACGCUCGUCAACCCUAUUCCCGACUUCGUUACGUAUACGAGGAACUACCUGGACAUGGUGAAGGUGGUCGUGUUCUUCACCUCGUACUGGAUCACCCUGGCCGUGAUGUUCCUCGGGGGUACGAACCGCGUGACCCUCGUGGCUCUGGGCUACGUGCUCGGGGCCUUCGUCUUCCUGUGGCUCGGGAACGAGUUCUACCUCAGGCCUCUGUCGACGAUUCUUAGGCUCUGGAACUACCUCCUGGGCUACAACGUCAGCGUGAUCGUCGUCAAGACCUUUCUGCAACUGCUCGGCUGCGUCUUCUUGUCCCCGCUGGCCAUCAACGCGUGCUGGUUCGUGCAGCUCCUGGGGAUCGCCUGCGUGAAGAAAUUCGGCGACAAUUCCGACGACAGAAUUGUGGAAGAUCUGACCAUUUCUUCAUCCUCCCUCUCUCCCCCUCCUUUAGACCUGAAGAAGUUCUGCGCCGUGCCCAAGUCCGAGGCGGGGCUCAUGUGGGAUGGGAUCUGCUUCGGCUUCCUCCUCAUGCAGCGCCGCCUCUUCUCCUCCUUCUAUUUUCAGCAUCUUGUCACCGAGAUGAAGGCGCAGACCAAGCUGGCCUCCAGAGGAGCCGAGCUGAUCGCCGAGCUGAUGCAGAAGGAGAUCGCCGAGCGGCAGGCGGCGGAGGCGGAGGUGCUCAACAAGAUCAAGGAGAAGAUGGACCGCAUCAAGGCCACGCAGCAGCUGGUGGUGCAGGCGAGCCAGAGCCGGGAGCCCAACAGCCACUACGAAGCCAUUCGCUCAGGGGAUUACUACAUGUUUGAAGACUACGGGGACUACGCAGGCCUCGCCCCCUUGGAGAUCCCCGAGGAACCCCCCCAGGGAGACACCAUCCAGGGCAUGACAGUGUCUGAACUGUUGAGUUCGGCUUUGAAGACUGACAUCGUCGAGGCGGCCGAGGAAGCCCGAGCUGCUCGCUUGUCCGAAUCCGAUGCCGCCUCUCGCCGCUCCUCGUUCAUCCGGAGGCCGGUUCACAGAACGCUUUCUGGCCGGUCGCAGGUUUCUAUGGCCUCCCGGACCUCUCGAACCUCCCGCACGACCUCCAGAAGCGUGAGGAUCCACCCGCGACCUCGCUCGCCCCCCGGCCGUCCCCCACUCCCCCCUCCCCUGCUCGCUCCCCCGCCGCAGAGGUACGCUUAUGAACAUAUGCUUCCAACUGCAGAUAUGCUUGCAGAUAUAACUCAUCUAUCAUGUGGCCCCCCUCCUCCGGAAGAUCGUGCACUGGCCAAGUUCGCCUGGGAGUUCCUCGAGAGCCUCAUGAUCUCGGCGACCCAGCAGCUGAACCGCCUCUCCAAGGACUACCGCUACGUGGCGAGCUGCCUGGCGGAGGAGAAGAAGAGGCUCAAGGAAACGGAAGGCUUCUGCGUGAUGCCGGGAGUCAGCCGCUCACCCUCGCCACCACCCAGGAAUGGACGGAGGUGCCUCUCAACCAGCACAGGUACGGCGGGCAGGAGCCUCUGGAGAUUCGAGUGGAGAAGGCCAGCGAGGACAAGACAGACGACAGUAUUCAUCGUGGACUUCGUUGACUUGCCCGAAGGAGCCGAGAAGGAGUUCAAGAAGGAACAGCCGCCCAUUGUCAAGCUUAUGGUCGCCUGCUGGUACGCCAUGCUCUCCCGCUCUGAACUCGUGUCGUACAUCAUGAUCUUCGUCAACCAGAUCAAGUCCGCCAGCCUCCUGUCUCUGCCGCUGCCGUUCAUGGUCUUCCUGUGGGGCUCCCUCAGCGUCCCGAGGCCCUCCAAGACCUUCUGGAUCACCGUCAUCGCCUACACGGAGGUAAUUGUGGUGGUGAAGUACCUGUUCCAGUUCGACUUCUUCCCGUGGAACCAGGUGGCGCGCCUCAAGGCCCCCUUCUGGCCCCCGAGGAUCAUCGGCGUCGAGAAGAAGGACCGCUAUGCCGUGUACGACCUGGCGCUGCUUCUGGUCGUCUUCUUCCACAGGUUCAUGCUGAAGAGCCUGGGCCUGUGGAAGGAGUCCUCGGACACGACGCCCACCGCCAGCGCGCACUCGUCGCCGUCGCGCAGCUCCUCGCAGUCCUCCUUCACGCAGUCCCGCACGUCCUCGUCCGUGCAGCCCAUCCCUUGCAGGAAGCCCACGGAAUCGUCUGCCUCAUGGACCACGUGCAAGGAGGACAGCUCCAACUCGCAGUCCCACUCCGGCGACGGCUCCACGCUCUCCUACACCAAGGACACGUCGCUGCUCUCCAAAGACACGAGGGAGAGCUCCCUGACGUCCAAGGACACGAAGGACAGCUCGCUGAACCUGAAGGAAUUGAAGGACGGCUCCCUGUCGUCCAACGUGAGGGACAGCUCCCUGCAGUCGAGCACGAGGGACACGUCGCUGCCGUCGCACACCCGGGAGAGCUCGCUGCCAACCACCACCAAGGAGAGCUCCCUCACCCUGAUGGAGCACGAGGAGGAGGAGGAGGAAAACUCGCUCCUGCUCAACGCCAACGACGACUCGCUCCUGUCCCGCGCCUCCGAGCCCCUGCCGGCGUCGUCGCCCCCGAGGCACUACCGCCAGCUGUCGGAGGACGGGCGCGCAGUGCAGACGCGCUUCGACCUGGACAUGCCCCGGGCGGGCGCGCGCCACCGCUCGGGCAGCGAGGUCGUGGCCUACCGCCGGACGUGGUCGCCCAGCCAGUCAUACGGGCGGCACCCCUCCGUCUGCUCGCAGCCGCCCGGGAGCCUCAACCUGAGGGCCUCGUCCCUGGCGGCGAGGAGGGCGCACCGAAGGCACCUCUCGGAGGGCUCUCGCGUGUCUUUCAACGAGCGGCCGCUCUCCACGUCGUCGCACUGCACGCACCUCUCGCAGUCUCAGUCUCGGAAUCCGUCCAGUAACUUUGCGCGGCGUGCAACCUGCAGGCGCGCUCAAGACUUCCAGAAACCGGACCGGACUUCGAGGAGGUCAAGGAGAACAUUCAGCAGCUCCCCAAGUUGGCCAAAGGAGGGGCGGACCACGUCGUUGGGAAAGUCCGCGCCUUCAUCACGGCCCCCUCCUUCCGAGUACCAGGUCUCCGUCGACGUCUACGCCUACAUGUUCUUCUGCGACUUCUUCAACUUCUUCGUCCUCAUCUUCGGCUUUUCGGCUUUUGGUACCCAGCAGGGCGACGGGGGCGUGAGUGCCUACCUCGAGGACAACCGAGUGCCAGUGCCAUUCCUCGUGAUGCUCAUCCUCCAGUUCGGCCUCAUCAUCGUCGACAGGGCGCUGUUUCUCAGGAAGUUCAUCCUCGGCAAGCUGAUCUUCCAGGUCGCCCUCACCUUCGGCAUUCAUAUAUGGAUGUUCUUCAUCUUACCGGCCGUCACGGAGAGGGAGUUCAACGACAAGCACCCCCCGCAGAUCUGGUACAUGGUCAAAUGCCUGAACCUGCUGCUCUCCGCGUACCAGAUCCGCUGCGGGUACCCGACCAGGAUCCUUGGCAACUUCCUCUGCAAACAGUACAACUACGUCAACCUCUUCGCCUUUCGGAU